GUACACACUGUCAUCCAGACAGUGAAUGAAUUUAGAAAAUUUUAUUAAGCUAAUUUUGUAUAAAAAUGUCUUUAAAUUACGAGGAAAUGAGCUGGUCAGAUGUGCGGGAUCAGUUCCGGAAAUGGCGUGAGGAAUCUGAACGCCACAGCGAUGAUGUUGUGCAGCUUUGGAUUGCUGUGCUGGAGGACAAAGUCCAUAAGACUGGCAAUGAGCGACACCUGAUAUUAGAGCAGGUUAUAGUUGCUGCUUUGGAUACGGCGCGCCUAGAUAUAGCCACAAAGUGCAUUAAAGAGCUGAGCGUAGAAUUUCCCGGCAGCUUGCGUGUGAUGAAAUUUAAGGCCAUGCGUUUAGAAGCUAUGGAACAGUAUGAUGCCGCCAAUGAGCUGCUUGAUAAUAUAAUUGAAAAGGAUCAAACAAAUGCGGCGCCAAGAAAAAGAAAAAUUGCAAUUCUAAAGGCGCGUGGAAGGCGUAUGGAUGCCAUAAAGGAGUUGAAUUCGUAUUUGAAAAAAUUUAUGUCGGAUCAGGAAGCUUGGCAAGAGCUGUGCAACUUGUACAUGGGUCAGGGUGAUUACGGCAAGGCGGCAUUUUGCAUGGAAGAAGUCUUGUUGCACAAUCCACACAGUCAUUUAGUUCAUCAACGACUAGCGGACAUACGCUAUACCAUGGGUGGCAUCGAUAACGUUGAAAUAGCACGCACAUACUACUCGCAGGCCAUCAAGUUAAACCCACAUAAUUUGCGUGCGCUUUAUGGUUUGUAUUUAUGCUGCAGCAAUUUGGCCAAUUCAAGAGCCGUCAGCUCCAAGCGUAAGGAGUCACAAAAACUGGCACAGUGGGCACUCGAUCAGGCUACUGCAGAAACAUCUAGUCGUUCUACAAUCAAGAACAAUGAUAAAUGGAUUUCAUCUUUGGACUCCGCCUUUGGCAAUUUGGACAUCAAAUCAAAUUGACCGUUUUUAUGUUUGUUAGCGUAGAUGCAAUACCAUAAAACCUAAAUAAUUCCAAAAAAAAAAAAACAAA
Drosophila busckii is the source of this 1017-nucleotide messenger RNA. RefSeq names its product ER membrane protein complex subunit 2. NCBI's taxonomy places the organism in Eukaryota, Metazoa, Arthropoda, Insecta, Diptera, Drosophilidae. Gene Ontology annotation, cellular component: EMC complex. The transcript has 4 exons. Gene Ontology annotation, molecular function: protein binding. The coding region runs from base 66 to 947 and encodes 293 amino acids. The record is from RefSeq and is a predicted model, not a curated record. Gene Ontology annotation, biological process: protein folding in endoplasmic reticulum.